Oryza sativa Japonica Group (Japanese rice) is the source of this 1829-nucleotide messenger RNA. RefSeq lists its product as uncharacterized. Gene Ontology annotation, cellular component: nucleus. Gene Ontology annotation, biological process: base-excision repair, AP site formation; DNA repair. The record is from RefSeq and is a predicted model, not a curated record. Gene Ontology annotation, molecular function: 8-oxo-7,8-dihydroguanine DNA N-glycosylase activity. NCBI's taxonomy places the organism in Eukaryota, Viridiplantae, Streptophyta, Magnoliopsida, Poales, Poaceae.
ACUCUGCCAUGGCAACUAGAAUGGCAGAGAGCUACAGCACUCUCCGCCAUUCUUCAUUUCCAGCCGUUGGAUCAAACGCGAAUGCACAGGAUUGAUCGCUACAGUAGUCAGACGAUGCGAACCCCCGUUGCUGCCUCGAUCACUCGACCACGCCCCGAUCCCCACCUCCCCAAUCACCGCCCAUGCCGUCCCCGGAAGGCGGCGACCCCGCCGCCGCGCGCCGCGUGGCCGUGGAGCUGGAGCUGGAGCUCCCGCUAGGCGGCGCGCCGCCCUACCCCGGCGCCGCCCCGUUCGACCUGGAGGCGGCGGUGUGCAGCCACGGGCUGUUCAUGAUGGCGCCCAACCGCUGGGACCCCGCGUCGCGCGCGCUGGUGCGCCCGCUCCGCCUCGCCUCCGACCGCGCCGCCUCCGUCGCCGUCCGCGUCUCCCGCCACCCCGCGCGCCCCUCCGACGCCCUCCUCGUCUCCGUCCUCGGCGCGCCCGACGACGACGCCCUCUCCCCGCUCGACCAGACCUCCAUCCUCGAGCAAGUGCGGCGGAUGCUGCGGCUGGAUGAGGAGGACGGGAGGGCCGUGGCGGAGUUCCAGGCGAUGCACGCCGUGGCGAGGGAGGUGGGGUUCGGGCGCAUCUUCCGCUCGCCCACGCUCUUCGAGGACAUGAUCAAGUGCAUCCUCCUCUGCAAUUGCCAAUGGACAAGGACCUUGUCAAUGUCUACUGCACUGUGUGAGCUUCAGUUGGAGCUAAGAUCUUCAUCUAGCACCGAAAAUUUUCAGUCAAGGACGCCUCCAAUCAGGGAAUGUAAAAGGAAGCGCAGCAAUAAGCGGAAUGUCCGUGUGAAGCUAGAAACAAAAUUUAACGAGGAUAAGAUGGUAUGCCUGGAGGAUCCAAAUCUAGCAACUAACACAGCAAACGAAAACUUAUUUAGCUUGCCUUCAUCUGCAAAUGAAACAGGCAACACAUCUGAGGUCUCAUUGGAUCAUUCAGAGCUUAAAUUGCGAUAUGAACUUUGCUUGGAAGAUUGUGGUGGAGAUUUUCCUACACCGGAAGAAUUGGCAAACCUUGAUGAGGACUUUUUGGCGAAGCGUUGUAAUCUUGGAUAUCGAGCCAGACGAAUUGUAAUGCUUGCACGAAGCAUUGUAGAAGGAAAGAUAUGCCUACAAAAGCUUGAAGAAAUACGCAAAAUGUCUGUACCAACUGUAGAAGGCCUAUCAACUACCCCAUCCACCUAUGAUAGACUGAAUGAAGAGUUAUCCACAAUAUCCGGAUUUGGCCCUUUCACUCGUGCCAAUGUGCUCAUGUGUAUGGGAUUUUUCCACAUGAUCCCAGCUGACACUGAGACAAUUAGGCAUUUAAAGCAGUUUCACAAGAGAGCAAGCACCAUCAGUUCUGUUCAGAAGGAAUUGGAUAAUAUCUACGGCAAGUAUGCCCCGUUUCAGUUCUUGGCAUACUGGUGCGAGCUAUGGGGCUUCUACAACAAGCAGUUCGGUAUAAUCAGUGAUAUGGAACCAAUCAACUACAGACUAUUCACCGCAAGUAAAUUGAAGAAAAGCAACUGUCAAUAGCUGAAAAUGCAGGCAAACAUGUUUCAUUCCAACAAGAAAGAUAAAUAUAUAUUGUGGUUGUUUAUAGCUGCCACUUGUCUCUACUAUAUUAGGAUUGACAUUAUUUAACGUUAACUGCUAGAUACAUCCAGAAAACUUGGUUUGUAUCUCCCCUAAAUUAGCUCUGUUUGUAGGAUGACAUAGCAUCCCAUUCUAGCAUGGGCACCGUAUAUUUUGCUACGCUUAUUGAAUAAAAAUCAUAUGUGCAAUAAGCACUUGUUUCGCUUC